This is a messenger RNA of Amphibalanus amphitrite, 978 nucleotides long. RefSeq names its product ubiquitin-conjugating enzyme E2-17 kDa. Lineage: Eukaryota; Metazoa; Arthropoda; Thecostraca; Balanomorpha; Balanidae. The transcript has 7 exons. Gene Ontology annotation, cellular component: nucleus. The coding region runs from base 152 to 595 and encodes 147 amino acids. The record is from RefSeq and is a predicted model, not a curated record. Gene Ontology annotation, biological process: ubiquitin-dependent protein catabolic process; protein polyubiquitination. Gene Ontology annotation, molecular function: ubiquitin conjugating enzyme activity.
AUUCGCAACUGUUUUCAGCCAUCUUUGUGAGAAGUUGUGUUGUGUGGUCGUCGGAUUGUGAGCGACGGGUGGUGUUGUGUGGAUUGUUUUGUUUUAAGUUCGGUUUAAUAGAUCCUUGGGAGACAAGGGUUCCUAAUCACAAACAAAUAAAAUGUCUCUAAAACGGAUUAAUAAGGAGCUACAGGACCUGGGUCGGGACCCCCCAGCACAGUGCUCAGCGGGACCAGUAGGAGACGACUUGUUUCACUGGCAGGCGACUAUUAUGGGCCCGCCCGACAGUCCGUACCAGGGGGGCGUCUUCUUCCUCACAAUUCACUUCCCCACAGACUACCCCUUCAAACCGCCAAAGGUGGCGUUUACCACACGAAUCUACCACCCGAACAUCAACAGCAAUGGCAGCAUAUGUCUGGACAUUCUACGGUCGCAGUGGUCGCCAGCGCUGACCAUCUCAAAAGUGCUGCUGUCCAUCUGUUCCCUGCUGUGCGACCCGAACCCGGACGACCCCCUGGUGCCCGAGAUCGCCCGCAUCUACAAAACCGACCGAGACAAGUACAACGAGGUGGCCCGGGAGUGGACGCGCAAGUACGCCAUGUGAUAGCGGAACUGACCACCAGGGGCGCUGUCGGCGCCGCGCCGCCGCCACCGCCGCCUGGCGGCCGGCCGGCGCAGCUGCAGUGCGGUCGGUGGCCGCGGGGCGGCGCGCGGCCGGCCGCCGGGCCGUGUACUCUGUGUCGGCGUGUGCGGCGCGCGGCGACAUCUCACACCGUCGCCAUGGAAACGGGGCGCGGGCGUCCAACCAGCGUCGUGCUGCGGCGCGCGGCGCGAUUUGAUUGGCUGCCUCACAGUGUCGGUGCGGCAUUGGGGCGCAGCCGACCAAUGGGUGUCGCGCUGCGGCGCGCGGCGCGUUUUGAUUGGCUGUCCGGACGGAGCAAUGAAAGUGAUUCAGAUAAAUACACCGUAAUCCGUAUACACCACUCA